UUUCGUUCAGCACCAUUCACACCCAUAUUCGCACUGGUGUGAUAGAACCCGCUCAUCAUGUGAUUCAUCAUAUCACGCUCGAUGGUCGGAUGGUGUGCAUUAGCGGCAACUUCAUCCGAAGUGUCCGCAAUGGUAGUCAACACCGAUACAAUUACGUUUAGGUAUAUUUGCGCCUUAUAAAUGAAAUGAGUAAUGGAACACCUGCUGUUGGUGUUUAAAAUAAAAAUAGUCUUAUUAGUCUAAAAGUUAAAGUUGCUUAAUGUUAAGCUAACGCUACCAGAGCGAAUGGGAACGUUCCCGGUCUCUAUCUUUUAACAUCACUCUCAAGCAAAAUGAAGUGAGUCGCCAUACUACAAGUAAUUUAAUAAAAAAGUUUGUUCAAUAAAUUUUAGCUGCUCCAUCGAUAUAACGAAGCUGCAAAAUUAUUAAAGCAAGAUUUACAUUUCGUUUCCCUUUUGAUAUUGAUACUUCCUGAACAUGAACUCAUGCCUCGAAAGACUGGUUUUACAAACGUUCGGAGUUAUUUAACCUACAUCUUCGUUUUUGGCACUCGAAAGCAACAUUUCUUUCGAUGGUAAAGACUGUAGCACCUGAUUAUCGUAUCGACAGAUCGGCUUAUCAAGUUUCUUACCAUGGAAGUACAUCGAUAAGAAAUCUUUCUUCGAACAAACAUUUUCGUAUAAAAACGCUCCAUCUUCAAACAAGCGUGGUCACUUCAUUCCGUGAUAGGAUGAAAUCCUUCGUGCUUCUCAUCGGUCUUCUGGCCAUUGCCAGCACCGAAUGGAUUGAUAUCGAUUGGUCCAAGGUGCGUCCGGUUGAAGAGUUCGAUCACUACUGGAAUCGUUUGCCGGCCGAACUGCAAGUCUACCGUAAGAUGCGUCUCUCGAAUCGUAUCACCAACGGACAGGUAGCUACACCCGGUCAGUUCCCGUUCCAGACUGUUCUGCUGAGUGAAUUUGAGACGGGAACAUCACUUUGCGGUGGUUCCGUAUUGACCAGAAACUUUAUCCUGACCGCUGCUCACUGCGUUGUGGGCGAACAAGCAUCGACAUUGGCUCUCGGUGGUGUUGCAAUCUUGGGAGCACACAAUCGAACCGUUCGGGAGGAUUCACAGCAACGUAUUCGAUUCACGACCAAUGGAAUUCUUCGUCAUCCGCUGUACGUUGCUUCCAAUCUCCGGAAUGAUAUUGCCAUCGUACGUCUGGAGUCUUCGAUCUUCUACACCGAUCGUAUUCAGCCCAUCCGUUUGCCAGCCCGUUCGGACGUUCGACAGUUUGCAGGAUUCAUCGGAACGGUGUCCGGGUACGGACGUACCUCGGAUAGCAGUUGGGCCAUCUCAGAUGUGCUGAGAUAUACGAGCAACGCGAUCAUGACCAACGCUGAAUGUAUUGGUCGCUGGGGUUCCGCCAAUAUCGGGAACCAGAACGUGUGUCUCUGGGGCACGGGUGGACGUUCGUCCUGCCAUGGUGAUUCCGGAGGUCCACUCGCCGUCCCAGAUGGUGGUGGACCGCUUCAGAUCGGCGUAAUUUCCUUCGUAUCUGCUAGCGGUUGUGCCGUCGGUAAGCCAUCGGUAUACACUCGUGUCUCCUCCUACGUGGACUGGAUUGCAGCUUACUCCGAUUAUAUUGGACGACCGCAAAUCUUUCUUGGUUGAUUGAUAGCAUCACUUUACCCUCGAUCUUCAUCAUUAGAAUCUACUGCACUUUGAGAUCAUGUUGGCGGGUGGCGGGAACUAUAAAGUUAACUAUAUCCGACAUACUCAAGGUGUCUUUAGAUGCCUGUUACCGUAGAAGCAUUCAUUUUUAAUAUUUAUUUCUUUAUUUAGCAUAAAAAUUAGAAAAUAUUAAUGAUUCUUUUUUUACGCUUAAGCAAUACUAGUGAUACUAAUAAUAAAACAAUGUUCCCUCCAAAAGUUGCUCUAAUUAAAACUCAUGUAAAAUUUCAAUUACGAACGAACAAGCACUUUCCCAAAAACUUUGCCCAACGAUUCCCCUCCCACUGGCUGCCUAUCUUCCCCUUCAGUGUAUAAGGAAGAGCGUUACUAAGGGAAACUUCCCUCGUUAAUAAAAAUCUCCUUACCGUCCGUAUUUCUACCCUAGCAAAAACAAAAAAGUCCUGCAAAUAUGGCUGCCUUCCUGCGUGGAAGAAAUGAAUAGCAAAUACUUUUAUUGUUUUCAUUUUUUCCAUCGCACGCUUGUUAUCGUAAAAAAACUCCCCGUAGUCAAACUCCUCAUGGUCCGGAAAACGCGGCUUUCCCGGCUGGCGAUGAUGAUGGUCCGAGAUGGCGGUGUUUUACAAAAUGUAACGUCGGUAUGCCAAGCGUACCACGAACGGAAAAACCUCAUUAUUUCCUUGGAGUCCUCACAGAUCCCCACCGUCCCUCCAGCGGUAGGAGAAGUUUUCCCUUUACAGGGAUAAGAGCAUUUCCUUUUUAUUUUCUCGUCCGAAAACUAAUACCACCUUGAAAAGUGUCCCGGUGCACGGGAGUGUACGUGCAAUUGACCAACUUCGUCAGUACACACUGAUGGACCGUUGGCAGAAAAUUCAUAGU
Anopheles funestus (African malaria mosquito) is the source of this 2551-nucleotide messenger RNA. Its product is annotated as brachyurin-like. The transcript has a single exon. Gene Ontology annotation, molecular function: serine-type endopeptidase activity. Gene Ontology annotation, biological process: proteolysis. Bases 572 to 1654 code for a protein of 360 amino acids. NCBI's taxonomy places the organism in Eukaryota, Metazoa, Arthropoda, Insecta, Diptera, Culicidae. The record is from RefSeq and is a predicted model, not a curated record.